GUACCGUAAGAAGGAAAAAGGCGUCCAUUAGGAGCGGCGCUGGGGGCGAUGAUAUUUACAAGCCUAUAUGGUUUGUAUACAGCUUUAUGGAAACUUUUCUUGGUCAAAUAUAUGACUGCCACCCUACCAUAAACAGUCAAGAUACGAUUUCUCUUGAUAACGAAACCCUCGAGCCCACAUCUCAAGAAUCAGAAUCAGAAAUCAAUGAAGUAGUGAAUGUUGUACCCUCAGCUAAGUUUCAGCAAGCAGCACUUGUAGCCAAACCUCACCGACCAACACCCUUACCAAUCUCUCAGCAAAGACAUCGUCGUCACCAAGUUCCUACGGAAUUGCUUCAAGCAGAAAGUGAAAUGAAGGAAGCCUUCUCAUGGGUGAAGAAUGUUGUGUCCAGAAAUGAUGAAAAAGAAGACGAGUGCGAUUUAUACGGUAGAAUGUUGGCGAAAAAACUACGAAAAAUUCCGGAAUUUCAAAGAGAAUACUUGAUGCAUGAUAUUAACGAAAUGGUCCUCAGGGCAAUGCAUCCAUCUCAUGGUUGUGUCGCCACGCCAUCCUGUUCCAAUGGACCACCUUCGAACUCAUCGCUAAUUUCCUUAUCGUAUUCUCGACCUACAUCUGCAAACAGCAAUAACUGUUCCUAUGCUUCAUCACAGGGUAUCAACGAGCAUGCCCAGGACCAAAUGGAAGAACACAUACAGGAAUCUGAUCCUAUCAGCCAAGCACUGUAUAUGACCUUUGGAGGAAAAACAGACACCAACUCGAAAACUACUCAUUUCAACAUGUAG
Molecule: messenger RNA, 782 nt
Organism: Acanthoscelides obtectus
Lineage: Eukaryota; Metazoa; Arthropoda; Insecta; Coleoptera; Chrysomelidae
Source: the annotation of a GenBank genome assembly